This is a messenger RNA of Haliotis rufescens (red abalone), 1668 nucleotides long. RefSeq lists its product as uncharacterized. Lineage: Eukaryota; Metazoa; Mollusca; Gastropoda; Lepetellida; Haliotidae. The transcript is spliced from 5 exons. Bases 245 to 1288 code for a protein of 347 amino acids. The record is from RefSeq and is a predicted model, not a curated record.
UUCGGUGGUUAACAGCUCUGAAGAUACAGAACCUCUUCAUCAGUCAUGUCGCUGCCAACGACCAACAGGCCCUGUCCAUCUCAAUCUCUGACGACGAUGUUGUCCUCUUUAAGGUCUGUAAGCCCUAAUUUCUUGAGCCCGGAGUCGCCUGGAUACUGUCAGUCGACUAACCAUAUGCCCUAAGGCAUUCGUCGCUCAUGACGUCGCUGUCAGGAAUCGAUUCCGGAGAGGCAAAGUACGCUAAAUGAUGAACCAAGACGAGUAUGGUGCCAAGCUGUUUGGUUUUAUGGGUGCGGGGUCUGCAGCAAUAAUCAUCGCAAUGGCAAGGGAAACCGGUAUUCUUGAAAAGCUGUUGGAAGCAGAAGUGUCGAUGACGUCACAGGAAAUUGCCGUGAAAACGGGUUUAAAGGAGAGGUACGUGCGUGAGGUGUUGGGUGCGCUUGCAACAGCUGAAGUGAUUCAGGUGAGCAAGGACAGUUCUCACUACCAUGUACCAAGCAGUCACAAGAGCGUUCUGGGCUCGACGUCCGCCUUCUGUAGGAUGAUGCCACACUUUGGCCAGAGAUUCCCUGCUGUCAAGGAAUGCUUCAAGCUGGAUGGACCCCAAGGAGUUGCUUUCGGAGCAAUACCAGAGGUGUUUGACAUCAUGGACGACUACCGUUCAGUCAGUCAGGAUAUGUUUAUAGAUAACAUUUUGUCAGCGGUGCCUGGCUUGAAAGAGAAACUGGAAGCUGGUAUCACUGUUGCUGAAUUCGGAAGCGCAAGGGGUUCUCUCCUUGCCAAUAUGGCGGCGAGAUUCCCUAAGUCUUCUUUCACCGGAAGUGACGUGGUGGCGGAUGUUGUGGAAACGGCAAACGCAACUGCAUCCAAGAGGAAUUUAAAAAACAUCAGUUUCAAAGUGUAUGACCUCUACGAUUUACCUAAGGAACUAACUAACUCCUUUGAUUGGAUAUUCAUCAGUGAUGUGGCUCACGAUCUGGCUUACUUAGACAAAGCUCUUUCAGAAAUCCGUAGAGCUGUAAAAUCCGGUGGAACCUUUAGUAUGCUAGAUAUUUGUAUGCAUGGAAGUGUGGCUGAGAAUGUUGGCAACAUGGGUGCUUGUUUCCUUUUUACUGGUUCUACGAUGUUAUGUCUGGCGGAUAGUUGCCGAUACGAAAAUUCAGCCCAACUUGGACCCUCUUGGACGUCGGAGAAGGCACAGGAGUAUCUCAGGCGGGCCGGAUUCACUGUAGUUAAGGUACACCAAAAUAUUAAAGACAAGCACAUGACCCACUUUGUCUGUGAGUAGAGAGGUUCAUAUAUAAGGAAUUUGUCAGUCACAACAUUGGUUACCAAACUACACUUACUUGUUCAAGAUGUUUUCAUUUCCAUCCAUCCAUGAGUGAGUGAGUUGGAUUUAUCGCCGCUUUUAACACUAGUGCAGUUAUAUCGCGGAGUGUCAGCUUUAUGUGGGAGGAAAGCUCUAAGUGAUGCAGGACGUUUACCACUUCGGCGUUUCGCGCUUAUGAACUUGGCGUCAUGCGCUUGUGAAACAGUAUGCGCGGUGGAGUGCUUGAUUUGUAUUGUGGGGAUGGAUAUAUUUUGUCACUUGUAUAUAAUAACCGUGAGUAACUUUUCAUGUAAUUAAUUUCAUCAAAAAUUAUGAUUCUCAAAUAUGUAUUAAAUAAA